Messenger RNA from Prorocentrum cordatum, 1391 nucleotides. NCBI's taxonomy places the organism in Eukaryota, Dinophyceae, Prorocentrales, Prorocentraceae. The record is from the annotation of a GenBank genome assembly.
GCGCCUUCGCCCACAGCCGCGACGAGAUCAGGCUUCCGCUGCUGACGCUGGAAGAAGAGGACCAGAGGCCCGCCGCCCUCUCCAACGAGUUCUUCACGCACCGCUUCAAGACGCUCUGGUGCCCCAUCGGCGUGCAGCACGACUGGCAGACGUGCGUCUACGCUCACAACUACCAGGACGCCCGGCGGCACCCGGGCAUCGGCUACGGCCCGCGCCCGUGCCCCCACUGGAAGCGGCAGGAGACCUCCCUGGAGUACUCGGAGCGGUGUCCGCACGGCGUUCGCUGCCCCUUCUCGCACGGUGCGAAGGAGCAGCUGUACCACCCGGCCUACUUCAAGACCGUGACCUGCCAGGACUCUCCGAAUGCUUCUUGUCCGCGUGGUCAGCUCUGCGCCUUCUGGCACAAGAGGUCCCAGCAGCGCCCGCGCCCCACGGCGAGGGACGAAUACAAGUACAAGGCUCCCAUUUGCGAGGAUAAGCUCGGCGCCCACCUGCAGCAGGAGUUCCUGACCCCGCCUUUCAAGCUACUCAACGCGCUGCACGCCAGCAUGCAGGCGAUGUCGUGCGGGCCCUGCGACGGCUCGCAGGACGUGCUCGUGUGCAUGCCCUGCGACAGCUCGCAGGGCGCGCCGCUGCAGGAAUGGGGCCGCCAGGCUUGCGGCCCGACCGGCGCCGCCACGCCCACCACCCAGGCCACGCAGUCCCCGGCGACGGACAGCGACGAGGCGGGCUCCGCGGUCGGCUCCGACAAGGCGAUCCCCGCACAGGACGAGGACGGCGCCGACGCCGUGGUCUUCGGCUCCUUCUCGGGCGCGGACGUCGGCGCGGCGCCGCCUCCCACCGACCAGGGCCCCGGGGCGUGGCAGGCGCAGGCCGGCGGCCCCGAGGACCCGGGCGGCGGCAUGGUGGGACUCGGGCCACCGUGGAGCGCGCAGGUGUGCUUCGGCGACGCGCAGGUCGUCCCGGCUUUCGCGCCGGGCACCGGCGACUGCGGCGGGUCCGCGCAGGUGCUGUUCUAUGCCCAGGUGCCGCACCAGCAGGCGCACCAGUUCGCCAUGGCGCCAGCGGCGCCGCCAGUGGCCUGCGCGCCAGAGGCGGCCUACGAGAUCAUGGUGCCUGUGGGCGCCGUGGGCGAGGUGGUGCCCGGGGAGGGCGCGUGCGCCGUCCCGCAGCUCGGGGAGGCGGCCGCGCUGAUGCACGGCAGCUUCGCCCGCUUCCAAGGGCAGGCGGGCGCGGUGCAGACCAGCGACGACGACGACGACGACGACCUCGAAGUGCCUGCCCGCGGCCGCCCCCGCGCGCUCUCGCACUGAGCAGUGCUGCUCCAUCGGCGACUCUUUUCCUAAUCGUCUCCUCCUCCUAAUCCUCCUCUCCUCCUUCCUCCUAUCCUC